AAAAGGUUGAGAAACGCUGGUAUAGAGUGGUGAAGGAUUCAUUCUAAAUUUUAUUAAAUUUCAAUUUAAUGAAUUGAAAAAAAAAACAGUGUUGUUCUGUUUAUAACUUGUGCUUUACACUGUAUGUAUCGUUUCCUGAAUUUCAGAACAAUUACAUAAUGUGUAUAAUUUUAAAUCUUUGAUAAGAGUAAGAAAAGAUGUCUUGUAACAUUAUUUUAAACAAACCCAGAGUAUUUCAUCCACGUGAUAAUAUAAAUGGAAGAGUAGUGGUAUCAUUUGAUCAUGAAGAACAUAUAGAAGGAAUCAGGUGUAGCUUUCGUGGACGUGAACAAGUCCAUUGGACUGAACAAAAAGAUAAAGAAAUCGUACACGUUGGAGCACAAAGUGACUUUUUGGUGCAGAAUAUUGUGUUAGUCGGAGAAGAAGGAUAUAUGAAACCGGGCACCUAUGAGUACCAAUUUUCAUUUACGUUACCUUCUGGAAACAUACCAUCACCAUUUGUAGAAGAGUUUGGCUCUAUUCGUUAUCUCGUGCAGGCGAAGGUAGACCGAGCAUCUAAGGUAGAUUACAAAGAUGAAUAUGAGAUAAAGUUUGAAGUACCGACAACUCAAUAUGUUGAACUUUCACAAAACGAACAACUUACGUAUCAAGUAGGAAAGGAAAUAAACAAAAAUGAAUAUGCUGCGCUGUUUUUAAUACUAGAAAGUGACACCUAUGUAUUGGGUAAUGAAAUGAGUUUUACUGUGGAACUCAAAAAUAGAUCUAAAUUAAAAAUUCGAAGACUACAAGCAGAAUUGUCGUUGAAUAUUCAAUUUAUAUCCCCUGGUCCACCAACUAAAUGCAAAAUUCACAAAAUUUCUAUUACUAUGGUAGAAGAUGAAGGUGAACAAAAAGGAUAUACAAGAUUAUAUAAUUUCAAAUUAAAAAUACCUUCAGACGUUUUGCUCCCUAACUUUGGCAGUUGUGAUUUACUGAAAUAUUGGUGUACUCUAAAGAUAGAAGCCCUUCUACCAUCACCUCACACAAAUUUGAUUCUAGAAAAAAAUAUAAAACUGGGGCAUGUUGCUAUUGAUAGUAAAAAGAAAUAUGUCCCAUCAGCACCUCCAAUUACAGAUGUACACUUAUUUGCUUCUGGACAUAUUGAAUGCGUUUCUGAAAUUAAUCCAAAUCCAAUUUUCUACAGUAACGAGGAAGUUGGACCAAAUAAUACAGAUAAAGAUGCACCACCGCCUUCCUAUAAUGAAGUCAUUAAACAGUGAAGAUUUUCAUAGACAAGUAAUUAUACUAUACCGUUGUCAAAAAGAGAACCGGAAAAAAAUAAUUUCUUUCAAAACUAAAGUGUAUAAAUUAUUUGUAAAGUGUAAUAUAUUUUUUAUUAAUUA
Messenger RNA from Diabrotica virgifera virgifera (western corn rootworm), 1382 nucleotides. Its product is annotated as arrestin domain-containing protein 3. Gene Ontology annotation, cellular component: cytoplasm. The record is from RefSeq and is a predicted model, not a curated record. Bases 198 to 1259 code for a protein of 353 amino acids. Gene Ontology annotation, biological process: protein transport. NCBI's taxonomy places the organism in Eukaryota, Metazoa, Arthropoda, Insecta, Coleoptera, Chrysomelidae. The transcript is spliced from 9 exons.